CUUGAAAGUCCACUCGCUCCCCCAAUGAAAAACUAAAUGCUCCGCGCGGGCACAGAAUCUCUGCAGGCAAAUUACUCCGGAGCACAUUGCUGGGCAAUCCUGUACCGACCAGCUAAAUUCACAGCAUCUGACUCCUGAUCCGUUUCCGACAUGGCAGGUGUGAAUAGCUGUAUAAAAUAUUCCAUGUUUAUCUUCAACUUUGUGUUCUGGCUGAGUGGUAUCUUGAUCUUGGCAUUGGCAAUUUGGAUACGAGUAAACAAACAUGAGCAAGAGCUUCUCAGCAAUGAGGACUCUGACAUGAAUCCUUUCACUGGUGUGAAUAUCUUGAUUGCUGUGGGUGCUGCUAUCAUGCUCAUGGGCUUCCUGGGGUGCUGUGGUGCCAUAAAAGAAAGCCGCUGCAUGCUUCUGUUGUUUUUCAUAGGCUUGCUUUUGAUCCUGCUCAUGCAAGUGGCAGCAGGUAUUGUAGGAGCUAGUUUCAAAUCCGAGUCUGAUCGCCUUCUGAAUGAAACUCUCUCUAAAAAUGUACAACUUUUGAAAGAAACAGAUGGUAAAGCAAAGUCAUUCCAGGAAGCCCUGAAUAAAUAUCAGAAAGAGCUUAAAUGCUGUGGUUUGAUCCAUGGACCUUCUGACUGGGGAGAUAACUUUCAACAGUAUUAUCAGUCAUGUGAAUGUCCAGAUAAUUCAGAAUCUCCUUGUAUGACGUAUGAAGGAAAAAAUGUUUACAAAACGUCAUGCUUUACUCUUAUAAAAGACUUAGUUAAAAAACAUAUUGCCAUAAUCAUUGGAGUAGCGUUUGGACUGACACUUGUUGAGAUAUUUGGUUUGGUAUUUUCUAUGAUCCUGUUCUGCCAGAUCGGGAAAAGAUGAAUCUGUGGAUAUGUCGAGCUACCAUCAGUCAAACUCCUUUAAAAUCUCGCUUUGGCUUUGUAACUUUAAAUAUAUAAGUGCUGAAUAUGUUAGGAGCAGCUGUCUUAUUAAAAUUUCUCAUUUAGCUAGACUAUAGAUAUCUUCCAGACAUAUUGGGCAUAUUUAGGAUUUUAGUGACACUAGGAAAAUAAUAUGAAUGUGCAUUUUUACUCAAAAUAAAA
Messenger RNA from Miniopterus natalensis, 1088 nucleotides. RefSeq names its product tetraspanin 8 (gene TSPAN8). The record is from RefSeq and is a predicted model, not a curated record. NCBI's taxonomy places the organism in Eukaryota, Metazoa, Chordata, Mammalia, Chiroptera, Miniopteridae. Gene Ontology annotation, cellular component: plasma membrane.